This is a messenger RNA of Peromyscus californicus insignis, 6853 nucleotides long. It is a transcript of the gene Plekha8, whose product is annotated as pleckstrin homology domain containing A8. The transcript has 14 exons. Gene Ontology annotation, cellular component: cytoplasm; membrane; cytosol. The record is from RefSeq and is a predicted model, not a curated record. Gene Ontology annotation, molecular function: ceramide 1-phosphate binding; ceramide 1-phosphate transfer activity. Bases 243 to 1802 code for a protein of 519 amino acids. NCBI's taxonomy places the organism in Eukaryota, Metazoa, Chordata, Mammalia, Rodentia, Cricetidae. Gene Ontology annotation, biological process: ceramide transport; intermembrane lipid transfer.
GCCGCGGAAAGGCGCCUGCCCGCGACCGCCGCCUCAGGGGCCGCGCCUCCCUCGCCUCGCUCCGGCGGCCGCUCCGCCUCGUCCACAGCGACCGACCGCGCCUGGCGCAGGCGCAGGCGCAGACCUCGGACCCGAAGCUGGUGCUCCUCGGCUGUCGCCGUGACCCCGCCCCCGGGCCCAGGAUGUGAGGCCGGUCGGGUGUCCCCGCGGCGGGCCGGGGCGGCGUGGGGCCCGCGGGCGCCAUGGAGGGCGUGCUGUACAAGUGGACCAACUACCUGAGCGGUUGGCAGCCUCGAUGGUUCCUUCUUUGUGGGGGAAUACUGUCCUAUUACGAUUCUCCUGAAGAUGCCUGGAAGGGUUGUAAAGGGAGCAUCCAGAUGGCAGUUUGUGAGAUUCAAGUUCAUUCUGUGGAUAACACUCGCAUGGACCUGAUCAUCCCUGGGGAACAGUAUUUCUACCUAAAAGCCAGAAGUGUGGCAGAGAGACAGCGGUGGCUGGUGGCCCUAGGGUCUGCUAAGGCCUGCCUGACAGAUAGUAGGACCCAGAAGGAAAAAGAAUUUGCAGAAAACACUGAAAACUUGAAAACCAAAAUGUCGGAACUAAGGCUAUACUGUGACCUCCUUGUUCAGCAAGUAGAUAAAACAAAAGAAGUGGCCACAUCUGGUGUUGCUGACUCCGAGGAGGGAAUCGAUGUGGGAAUGCUGCUGAAAUCAACCUGCAACACAUUCCUGAAGACCCUGGAGGAAUGCAUGCAGAUUGCAAAUGCAGCCUUCACCUCAGAGCUGCUCUACCAUACGCCCCCAGGAUCCCCUCAGCUAGCGGUGCUUAAGUCCAGCAAGAUGAAACAUCCUGUCAUACCAAUUCAUAAUUCAUUAGAAAGGCAGAUGGAAUUGAACAACUGUGAAAAUGGAUCUUUAAAUAUGGAAGUAAAUGGUGAUGAAGAAAUUCUAAUGAAAACCAAGAGUUCCUUGUAUUUGAAAUCCACAGAGGUAGAUUGCAGCAUGUCAAGUGAAGAAAACACAGAUGAUAAUGUGACAGUCCAAGGUGAGAUACUGAAGGAAGAUGGAGAGAAAAACCUGGGGAAUCAUGACAGUGAGCUUGCACAGCCUGGAUCAGACUCAGUUUGCUCGCCAGAAUCCGUCUGGGAAGACAGCGAAGAAGUUAUCCCAACUUUCUUUAGUGCCAUGAGUGCCAGCUUUAGUGACAUUGAACUUCUGGAAGACAGUGGCAUUCCCACAGAAGCAUUCUUGGCAUCUUGUUAUGCAGUGGUUCCAGUACUAGACAAACUUGGUCCUACAGUGUUUGCUCCUGUGAAAAUGGAUCUUGUUGGAAAUAUCAAGAAGGUAAAUCAGAAGUACAUAACCAACAAGGAAGAGUUUACUACCCUCCAGAAGAUAGUGCUGCAUGAGGUGGAGGCUGAUGUAGCUCAGGUUAGGAACUCUGCGACAGAAGCCCUCUUGUGGCUGAAGAGAGGUCUCAAAUUUUUAAAGGGCUUUUUGACAGAAGUGAAAAAUGGGGAAAAAGAUAUCCAGACGGCACUGAAUAACGCAUACGGCAAAACAUUACGGCAGCACCAUGGCUGGGUAGUUCGAGGGGUUUUUGCGUUAGCACUGAGGGCAGCACCAUCCUAUGAAGAUUUUGUGGCUGCGCUAACCAUAAAAGAAGGUGACCACCAGAAAGAAGCUUUCAGUACUGGGAUGCAGAGGGACCUGAGCCUUUACCUCCCUGCUAUGGAAAAGCAGCUGGCCAUACUGGACACUUUAUAUGAGAUCCACGGGCUGGAGUCUGAUGAGGUGGUGUGACAGCUACAGGACAGCACCUCCUAACUUCAGGGAAUAAAGUUUGCUAAAGUGUUGUGUUGCCCUAGUUAAUUUUCAGCAACAGCUUUGAUGCUCUCCAACUCCUUUCCUGGGGAGAUAGACAGGAGGAAGCAAAACCUAGUGCUUUUAUAGAAUUGUUUUAAUGCAUAUGUGUUUGGUGUUUUUAAAAAUCAAGGUGCUAAAUAUUUCAGUUCAACAGGCCUACUGGAAACCAAAUCAUAGCUGUCACAGACUUGAAUAGCAAGUAAUAAGAGCAAAAUUGACAAAUGAAUUUGUUGGGAUCACAUUUUAUAUUGUUCUGUUUCAGUUAUUAGUUUUAAUGGACCACCCAAAUCCAAGCAGUAUGCAGGACUAUAAUACAAAGCCAGUGUUUAAAAUAGCUUAGAAAUCGACUGAGUGUUGGAGGGAGUGUAAGCUUUGUCAAAGGACUUGCUGUGCAACGGUUUGUUAUUUCUAGACUGUCCCGAGUGGGUCCCUUCUCUGUGACUCUGCUGAUGAGAAGGGCAGUGUAGUGAAGACAUUUUGACAGUUGUGGGAAAACACUAACAAGGACUGCCGCGCCUGUUGUCAGGGGGGACAGUGGCUCCAGGAGAUGACCUCACCCCAUGCUUGAGAACAAAAUAGAAGUGUAGGGUAAGUUGUUUGGGUAACAAGUGCUACUCUUGGCCAAUACAUUUCCUGUAUGUUAUCUGAAUUGGACAUCAUAACAAAACAGUGACACUAUAGAGGAUUGCUAUCCUACUUCAGUAGUAAAGCCUAUAAUAGAAAGGUCUACUCACAUUCAUGGAGUAUCUUGUUUCUCUUGAUUUUAUUUUAUUUUUAUUUAUUUAUUUUUUGCCGAGCUUUAUGAACUCUCUUCAGCAAAAGAGCCAGGUGGCUUUAAAUGUGAUCUAGAUCACCCCUGUAUUGAAGUCAUAUGAUGUGCUGUUUGAAAGAACAGAGUCCUAGAACUUACCUGAAGAACCCACUCUGGAAGUGAAACAGGAAUUUUCUGGUUGAUAACCUUCCCAGGCGAUACUCAAGUACACAAGGUCGAAGGGCUACCCAAUUGAAUUCUAGUUUUCAGGAUUCCCAUUCUUCUGCAAGAACCAAAUGAUGCAUCCCCCUACCCCAGGAGAAAGAGGGCCAUCAUUCAAGUAAAGUAAUUAAGUAGAGAGUGAGUAGACCAGCAGCUUGGGUAGCAUUGCUUGUGGCAUCUCUGUAAAGAGUGACAAGGUGCCCGUGUCUCCCAGUAAUGGACCAAGAGAGUGCAUAGGGGAGAAGCCAUGCAUGCCUUCCCCAGGAGAGGCUACUUCCUCCUAGUAACAAGAAAAGUCAUUCAAGCAUGAGCAGUCCCCCAGAGAAAGGGAGCCCUUGCCAGGCACAGGUGAAGGGAGUGACUGCACGCUGCGAUUGCUGCUGCAUACACUAGGGCUCUGCAGAGAAUUCGUGCAGGGAAAGGUACUGCUUUGGUCUGUCUUCAAGCAAGUGGGCAUUUACUCAAAUUAAUGAAGCACUAGAGCUGGCCACGGCGGUGCACGUAAACCCAGCUGUUGAGGAGUAUGAGGCAGAAGUAUCACUUGGGCCCAGGGUGUGGAGGAAAACCUGGGCAGCUAGCAAGACCUUGCCUCUUAAAAUUUUUAAGAAGAAAACCUCAAGUGAAGCAAGCAUUUUGCCUACAUGAGAAGUUCUAGAAAGUAAACAAACAGGAGGAAGGGCUGAAAUUACUGACAAUGUGCUCUUAGCUCCCACAAGAACUUCAUCUGGGUCCUCUUCCUUGGCUAGUGGAAAUCUGAGGGAGGGGCUAGGGCAUAAUUUAGACCUCCUGCCCUUGACAUAGCCUCUUAAAACCAGAAAAAGAAAAGGUAGCUAGUCUUCUUGUCUCCGAGAGUGGGUGUGACAUCAGUGGGCUGUGCUACCAGGAAAUUGAUACUAAGCAUGGCUGCCCUAAGCAGCUGUGGGUGCCUCUCUGGUCUCUAGAGCCCAGGGGCAGGGCACUCUGAGAACACCUCGGUCUGCACUGAGGCUCUAAGUGCACACAAAAGGAAAGCUGCCUUGCAGGGCAGUCUGAGUUUCUAGGUUCAUUCCACCUAGAUUGGUAGUCUUUGGUUGCUUCUCACUUUAGUUAAAGCUAGGGUUUUUGUUUUAUUUCGGGGUUUUUUUUUUUCUCUGAUUUUCAGUUACUUUCUAAGAAAGGGGUAAUAAGAAAAGAUCCUGAAAGUGCUCCCAGGAGCCCUUCUAAGAGCCCUGGCAUCCCUCAGCCACUUUCACCCCAACAGGUGGAGACAACGCUCACCCGAUCUUCAUUGCUAACAACAGUUUUGGAUUAUUCUCCUAGCAUAACUUUAAGGGAGAAUCUGAAGAAUAGGGAAAUGUGUCUCCCUAGACACCAGCAGCAUUGAAUAAGGAGCAUUGGCUGACCCUUACAGAGCACUGCCCCACCACCAUUUCAUCGGCCUGCUCUUCACCCCCACCCCAUGAAGCUCAGCUCCACACUGGCUGGCAUCAGUGUGCAUGUGUUGAACCGAACAAAGGCUCUUCAAUUGUGACAAGCCUUUUGUCUUUUGAAAACAUCUGAUUAUAACUAACACCUACUGAAAGAUACUAACUUGGAGGUGUGGCACCUUUGAGGGUAGAAACCAGCUUGUAACUGAGGCAGAGGUGAUUUCCAUGGCAGCUCUUGACACAGCCAGAAGGGUGCUCUGGGGAUGUAGUGGCUUGUUACUGUGUCCCAGUCAUUCUGAGCAUGAAACUAUCCCCCAGUGUCACUUCCCAUAGUGGGGAACAUCAUCUAUACCCCUUCUUUCAGCCUUGGAACUUUUUUCUUCUGUUAUUGAACAUUGCUAGCAGUGAGCUACCCCUCCCUCCCCGCCCCACUUAAGCUUGCCACAGGGAUCCCCGCUCCUAGCCCUUGUUUCCUCUUCUUCAGCAGCAGCAGCAGCAGCAGCCCACCUGGCCCAGGAUCUGUUACCUACCUAUCGAACUGCCAGAGCUUAGGGCAGAAGCCACGUUCACAUUUGUAGCUGUAAGGUAGGGGAGGGUCACAGUGGGAGAGCUGAAUGCCACAGGGAAAGAGCAAGCACACCUCUGCCUUUGACUGGUCCAUGUACAGUUAAUGUGUUCACCCUGCAGAGUAGUGUUUUUAGGUAAGAAGUGUGUGGUGAGAUUGGUAAAUUCAGUGCACUUUGUUAAAGUGAGAAGAGCUGAAGAAUUGUUUUUCUAAAGAAAACUAGUACAAUCUUAAAGGUCAUGUGUAUGGAGAGACUUCAGAUAAAGCAACAGAGAAAUGAGAAGGUUUUGAGCAAUAUAAAAUAUAAGGCAUUUUGGAGACUUUCUGGAGAACAAUUUUUUUUUGUCUAUUUCCUGCUAGACCCCUAUGUCCUACAGGCACGGGGUCCCAUUGUGUUGUGUUUUGAAUCAUCGAUUCAAACCACUGCUUCUGAUGUAGUCAUGGGUUUACAACAGUUCAAAUCUCCACCCUCAUGUUUCAUUUCACUACUAAACAUUUUUAAAAUAGAAGGUUUCUAGAUGUAGAAUUUCUGACUAACUACAGUCUGUGUUGAGCCAACCCUCAAUUCAGCAAUCUAAUGUGUUUGGCCAUAGAGAUCCAGACCUGAGAUGCUUUGUGACACUGCAGUCUACAUGUUUGUAUGCGGCAGACUCCAAAAGUAUACAUGAAGUGCUGUAUUGAGAAAUGCAUUCUACUUCCAUGUGAUCCUUUGUAACCUGCAGUUGCUUACUCAGGGGUUUCACAAUAACAACAUAAAUAUCCGAUAGCUGUCCGAUGGCAUUUGAAGACUUUUUCCAUAACAAGGUUAUAGAUGUAUAAUAUUAGUUGAGGGUCCUUUCACUGCUCACUGGCCCUCCCCUGUGAAUGCUCCAAGUCCAACCCUGUCCUGCAGACCAUUUACAUGAUUUCUUGCUGCACAGCUGCAUUCAAAAAAUCUAGGACAUGAUCAGCCUGUCACUGGUGAUGCCUCUGGUACAGAUGAUGCAUGCAUUGAUCUCUCUUCUCCAUUGUCUGUAUAUAGCCUUUAAUGGAAAGGAAAAAAGGCCACUACUCUGUAGUGCACAGUUUUCUUCUGAAAUUCUUUCUUGUAAAUUGUAAAUCCUUGAGUCACUUUUUCAGAGUGAAAAGUGUUUCUAGCCAAGCUGUGGGGGGCAUAAUAUCCUACUUGUUUGAAAUGUCUCAUGUAUUUAAACUGUGGUCAGUAUCCUCCUCACCUUACAUUAUGCAUACCCCUGGGUGGGGUGGUCCCCUCACCCUGUGGGGGUGGUUCCAUCAUUCCUGGCAUGGAUGACCUCAUUACACAGCUGAUCUCAUCCACACAGAACCCCAUGUGUGUGUCCACAGGUGUAGGUGGAGUCGGUGAAGAGAAGGGUGAUCUAGACAGCAGAUGAGCCAGCUACAUGGCACGGGUAAUGUAUGAUUCCCAUGUGUCAUGAGAAUUUCACUAGAAUGUCAUUCAGCAGCCCAACUACCUCAUGUGAAAUUGGCUGUGGACAAUCUGUGUUAGGUGAGAAAUGUGUUCAGAGAAAUUUAUUCUGGUUAAUAAAUUGAACAGAGUGGUGUCUCUAUGAAGAAGAAACAUGUUAUACCAGAUGCCAAAGGCUAAACUAUACGUAGAUUUUCUUGGAUUCCUUUCUACGUUAAUGUUUAAUUCCACAGUCUGUAUCUUCAUGAAUGUUUGUAGUUUUGUAGAGCCAUAUGCUCUCAAUACCUGUCACAGAAUCCUGUGUCAACCCCCUCGUCUCUCAGUAUUUUGAAUGAACAUCAUAAUGCUGAUAGGAAGCAAGUUAAACUAUAAAAAUGUCAACUUGUGGCUUCUUAAUUUAAUGGACUUUUACUUAGAAAUGUAUUGGAGCCUUUUAGGACCAAUUGUUGAGUGAAAAUAUUGUGUGCAAAUUUGUCUGCUUCUCUGUCCAAGUUGUUAUUCUGUAUUUCAUGGGAAGUGGGGCAGGGGAGGGUUUUACUUCCUUUGGAGAAUGUUUGAAAACAUCCAUCAGAUUUUUAUAUUCAUUAAUUACAAUAAACAUAUUUUUAGAGUAUUUUA